Pyrus x bretschneideri (Chinese white pear) is the source of this 2217-nucleotide messenger RNA. RefSeq names its product glucose-1-phosphate adenylyltransferase large subunit, chloroplastic/amyloplastic. The record is from RefSeq and is a predicted model, not a curated record. Lineage: Eukaryota; Viridiplantae; Streptophyta; Magnoliopsida; Rosales; Rosaceae. The transcript is spliced from 14 exons. Gene Ontology annotation, molecular function: glucose-1-phosphate adenylyltransferase activity. Gene Ontology annotation, biological process: glycogen biosynthetic process. The coding region runs from base 515 to 2053 and encodes 512 amino acids.
UUGGAAAACCUACACACUCGAUCACAGUACAUCUCUCUCACUCACCAUUUCCGGUUGCCAACUAGUUCACUCUUAAAUUCCAUUAAUUUAAGCCCUUGAUUUAAUUUAGUUUUCUGUGACCUCUCUCACGCAUUCACUCUCACCCAAAACCCACAGCACCUCCAUCGCCAACCCGGCAUUCACUCUCUUCCACUUGCCAUUUUUGGCUCACUUCGAUCACCUCCCAUUUUGGUCACACCAUCGUUAGAACAGGAAGAGUAGCAUUAAGGCUUUGAUCCUUUUGGCAUCUGGGGUUCUUCUCAUUCUUUCUAAUUUUACAAUUUUCCGACGAUCCGGGAAUUCCUGAUUUCGCCUCUGGUAUUUUGGGUGAUUUUCUGUUUUCGAUCCUGUGCAUGUUUGUAGGGCUUUUCUGAAAAGUGCUUUUAUUUGCUGUUGCAUAAAAAAACCAUUUAGGUCAUAGAAUAUUUGAAUCAGGAUAUUUGAAAAGUUGUGUGCUUUUUCGUUUCUGUGAACCAUGGAUUCCUGCUGUGCGACAUUGAGGGCCAAUGGGUUCUUGGGGGAGAGUGUGAGGUUGGGUUCAAAGAGCAGAGAUUUGAGUGCCCUGUUUCUCAAAAGCUCUAAAUUUGAAAGCAGAGGUAGGAAGCUUAAGCCUCCUGGUGUGGCUUACUCCAUUUUUACCGAUGUCAACCAAGAGGCUGUGACGUUUCAGGCACCACUGUUUGAGACUCCAAGGGCUGACCCCAAAAAUGUGGCUUCUAUAAUUUUGGGUGGAGGUGCCGGAACUCGCCUCUUUCCUCUCACCAGCAAGAGAGCCAAGCCGGCGGUUCCGAUUGGAGGGUGUUACAGGCUGAUUGAUAUCCCAAUGAGCAAUUGCAUUAACAGUGGCAUUAAAAAGAUAUUCAUAUUAACGCAAUAUAACUCGUUUUCCCUCAAUCGUCACCUUGCUCGUACUUAUAAUUUCGGGGAUGGUAUGAAUUUCGGAGAUGGAUUUGUGGAGGUUUUGGCUGCCACUCAAACACCAGGAGAAGCUGGGAAGAGAUGGUUCCAAGGAACAGCUGAUGCUGUCAGGCAAUUUAUAUGGGUCUUCGAGGAUGCAAAGAACAAAAAUGUUGAGCAUAUACUGAUAUUAUCCGGCGAUCAUCUUUACAGGAUGGACUAUCUGGACUUUAUACAGAAACAUAUUGAUACAAAUGCCGACAUUACAGUUUCAUGUAUACCCAUGGAUGAAAGCCGGGCAUCAGAUUACGGACUCAUGAAAAUAGACCAGUCAGGGCGUAUAAUCCAAUUUGCUGAAAAACCAAAAGGCGCUGACCUAGAAGCAAUGCAAGUUGACACCACUGUUCUGGGGCUUUCUGAUCUGGAGGCUAUGAAUUCUCCUUAUAUUGCAUCGAUGGGUGUUUAUGUGUUCAGAACUGAUGUCCUACUAAAGCUAUUAAGGUGGAGCUAUCCUUCUUGCAAUGAUUUUGGCUCCGAGAUUAUUCCAUCAGCUGUGAAGGAGCACAACGUCCAGGCAUAUCUAUUCAAUGACUACUGGGAGGAUAUCGGAACUGUAAAGUCUUUCUUCGAUGCAAACUUGGCCCUCACAGAACAGCCCCCGAAGUUUGAAUUCAAUGAUCCAAAGACACCUUUCUACACCUCUCCUAGAUUCUUGCCACCUACAAAAGUUGAAGAAUGCAGGAUUAUGGAUGCAAUUAUUUCUCAUGGUUGCUUCUUGCGAGAGUGUAGCGUUCAACACUCCAUUGUAGGUGUGCGCUCUCGUCUAGAGUCCGGUGUAGAACUGAAGGAUACUAUGAUGAUGGGUGCAGACUACUACCAAACGGAAUCUGAGAUUGCAUCUCUGCUAGCUCAAGGAAAGGUUCCAAUUGGUGUCGGAGAAAAUACCAAAAUCUGGAAUUGCAUAAUCGACAAGAACGCCAAGAUAGGAAGAAAUGUGGUGAUAUCAAAUGGCGAUGGAGUUGAAGAAGCAGAGAGGGCAGACGAAGGAUUUUACAUAAGGUCGGGAAUCACAGUCGUAUUGAAGAAUGCAACGAUUAAAGAUGGAACUGUCAUCUAAAUCUAUCAGUUCGACGGCGAGGUACUUGUUCCGAGCCACGGUGAAUGGUACCUUGAUGAAGUAGCUUGAAAUGCUUGCUUCUGUAAAUUAACAUGUUUCUUUGAUGUAUGUAACUUAACAUUCUAGUUACUUAAUAAGAUCAAUAAAGCUCUUUCUUUCGUUUA